This is a messenger RNA of Drosophila santomea, 904 nucleotides long. RefSeq lists its product as uncharacterized. NCBI's taxonomy places the organism in Eukaryota, Metazoa, Arthropoda, Insecta, Diptera, Drosophilidae. The record is from RefSeq and is a predicted model, not a curated record.
GUUUCUAUCAUGGCUCUGAUAAACAAAUUCUUAUGUCGCUACUCGAUCACCACGGGAGUAGUUGUGAUAGGAACCUCCUAUGUCAUAAUGGAUUUACUUCGCCUGUUCUAUCACCUGACUAUCUUCUAUUUCCCAGGGCCAAUUUUUAGACAUUGGUAUUUUGAAGACCGCAGCGGAGACGAGGUACAUGAUCUUAUCACUGUCACCAUGAUGAAGAAUCGCAUUCAGGUUUUGCUGGUCCUGGGGAUCGACCUUUUGACGGAUAUCGGAAGUUUGGUUACUUUCUUACUCAGUUUUUAGUCUGGAGUAAUAACCAUAGGAAUUUGGUUGUUGAAAACAAUCAUUUUCAUCCUCGUCUACUUGGUCGUUAUCCUGUCUCUAGUCUUUGCCUACAGCGAUCACAUUACAUUGGCCUUGGUUUUUGUUCCCAUAUUGGUUAUGGAAAUAUAUUUCCUGUUGAUUGUGGGCUUGCACUUAGUGAAUCUUCGUGAGCCGAGAGACACGACUGAGGAGAGCCCCGAUGAAACAGUCGUCUAAGUUCUGGAUGGUUUUAUGUGCUAUUAAAGAAUCCCUCGAAAAAUAAACACAAUCGUUAAAUUAACGAUUUGCCAUGUGAACAACUCGUUUAAACUGCAAAGCAAAAGAGUGCUGGCCGAAGUGCGAGGGAAUCGAGAUAUCGAGAUGGAGGAUAACCAGCUGGGAAUGCCCUUAGCCUAUCAAUGUUUCCCUUUCGCAAUUAACAUUUGUGGAACACACGUAAUUACAAGAUUACGAUAAGUGAUAAGCGGCGGCACCGGCAGAAGGAUGCGCAAGUUAUCCCAAAAGCAGUUGGACGGGUUCGCGAUGCUUUCCUUGUUGUUGCUCUUGUGGCAGUUGCACACACAUAUUAGCAUAUGCAAACCGC